Molecule: messenger RNA, 767 nt
Organism: Trifolium pratense (red clover)
Lineage: Eukaryota; Viridiplantae; Streptophyta; Magnoliopsida; Fabales; Fabaceae
Exons: 6
Coding region: 132-647 (171 amino acids)
Source: RefSeq, a predicted model, not a curated record
AAUAUUUAACAUAUUUUAAAUUAUAUGAAAAUAUAAAAAAGCGCAACAAGCUUUUCCCAAAAAUCCUCUUCUUCUUCUUCUUCUUCUCGGCUGUCAUUGUCACAAAAUCACUGUCCUAACAACACAAAAACAUGGAUGAACGAGAAGAAGAACAAGAACAGAAGAAGAUAACAACAAUGGAAGGAGUAGCAUCAAUAGCAUUACUUCCAAACGGUUCAAUAUCAGGACACUUCAUUCAUCUUCCUCAUUCCACUUGUUAUGGUCUUCAUGGCACCGAAUUGGAAUGCGAAAGGGAAUGCAGUAAGGGUGAGGACUAUCGUCUCAUCAAACUCACAAUCACAGAUUUCAAUACGAAGAAAGAACAAGCCACUGUUGUGGAGUGCAAAGGUCACGAUGCUGCUCGAUUCCACGACAUUGAUCAUGCUCACGGUUGGGAUAAGGAGAUCACAGGUAUGGUUGAACAAAAGGACGGGAAGGAAAGAAUCACUGUUUCAUUCGAGUGUGAGACACUGAAAGCUGAUAGUGCAGCUGAAGACCACAUCAGGAAGUUCAUGCCAAAACUAGCUGGGAUGGAUGCUGUUGUUAACGUUGGAAAGAUGACGAUUUCUGGGUUGGACUUUGGAGUAGAUGAUGAAGAAACUGAGUAGAAAAUUCGAUAUUGUAACUACUGAGAGAGAAAGACUAAAUUGCAACAUUUGAACAAUUCAUGUAGAAAACUAUUGUGUAGAAAGGUAGGAACUUAAAUCGAAACAUGGUUUCAUCACUUA